AUGGCCAUUGGGGAUCCAGAUUGGACUGCCGCCGAUACCUUACAUGUGUACAUGCGAUUGCGAUGCGAGCCUGAGGAUAUACCUGAAGAUGUGUUAAAUCCUUGCGGGAAAGGGCCUUAUCUCACGCUGGAAGAGGAGUUACGCCUCAUAAAUAAACAAGUCGAGGAUAGCGAGGGGUUCGACAUCAAUUUCAAGGAGUUCCGAGACAUUUAUAAUUACCAACCAGUUGAUUUCGAUGAUAAAGAAUACGUCAUGCCACCAGAGACCCAUGGAGAGUUAAUGGACAGGCUCUCUCGUGAUUCCCUUGAGAGAUACAAUGAAGAGAACGUCCAAUAUUUCUUCUAUAUGCUUUCUCGUUUGGAUUUUCAUCUAUAUACAAGAUUUUUGCAUUUUAUGAAUGGUUUUUUUGUGUGUGUGUGUGGUGUGUGUGAAACUGGUACUCCUUCCACAAUGUAUUUCAUUACCUUUCAAGGUAAAGAUCCUUCCGAUGACGAUGAGCCAAAUCACUUCCGAGCUAAGGUCUGCCAUUACUCUUAUCGCCCAAACAAGUACCACUCCUGCGAGCUCAAACCUGAGAAAAGUGGUACUCUUUUCUUUCCCAAGAGUUAUUUGUAG
Molecule: messenger RNA, 615 nt
Organism: Microthlaspi erraticum
Lineage: Eukaryota; Viridiplantae; Streptophyta; Magnoliopsida; Brassicales; Brassicaceae
Source: the annotation of a GenBank genome assembly